Molecule: messenger RNA, 1398 nt
Organism: Papaver somniferum (opium poppy)
Lineage: Eukaryota; Viridiplantae; Streptophyta; Magnoliopsida; Ranunculales; Papaveraceae
Product: putative F-box protein At1g47730
Exons: 1
Coding region: 1-1398 (465 amino acids)
Molecular function (GO): protein binding
Source: RefSeq, a predicted model, not a curated record
AUGAAGAAGAAGAAUACGAAGAGCAAGAACCAGAACCAAAAUGACAAAGGUAAUGAAAUCCUUAUUCCUCCUCAUCUUCUUCUCCGUAGUAAAGUUGCAGUAUCUUCUCCUGAUAAUAGUAGUACCGGUGAAGUUCAAGUAGUCUCUGUUAGUAGUAACGCAAAAAAACCUUGUAGUGAUAAUCAUAUAUUAUGCGAUGUACUAAGUAGACUUCCAGUUAAGUCACUUAUGAGGUUUAAAGCUGUUUGUACCCAUUGGAAAUCUCCUAUCGAACGAGAUUCAUACUUAUAUGGUUUACAUACUGCUCGUUCAAAAGCUCUUUUAGGUGGUCCAAAACCACUCUUGUUUAUCAGCUCAGUGGAACCUGAACCUGAGCCUGAACCUAACCAGGUUGGAGGUAUUAUUGAAUUCUCAACUGCUUCACCUUAUAGACAACCCGAAGUUAAGAAAUUAGCACUAGAUCGUAGUGAGUACGGGCUUCCAAAACAGACAGUUAAUGGUUUGGUAUGCAUCACUGCUGGGUAUGAGGCCUUUAUCAUAUAUAAUCCUAGCACUGGAGAAAGGUCACCUUGGAUUUCGACUACUAAAGAUUCUCAAGAAAAUCAAGGGAAAGGAAGACGCGAGGUAGCCUGCAUUGCGCUUGGAUUUAGUCCAGCAACCAAUGAACAUAAAGUUGUGUGCAUAUCGAGUAUUAAGAGAAACCCUGAUUCUGAAACUUAUAAGAAUUGUUGUGAUUACCCUGAUAAAGAGGACAUAGAUGGUGAAGAUCAAGUAUGUGAAGUCAUGACUAUUGGUGAGAAUACACGGAGAAGGAUUGAUGAAAUUCCACCCUAUAGCUUAGGAAAUAAGGAAGUUUAUAGUGGUGGUGGACCAGACAACUGUGAUAGUAGUUCUGUUUAUGUGAAUGGUUCAAUAUAUUGGCGGUUCCGGUACACCCGAAAAGGUGAAGUUGUAAUGGGAUUCGACUUGGAGAAGGAAAAGUUCAGAGUUAUCCCAAUCCCUGAUUAUGUCAUUCAUCCCCUGGAGCGGAAAUACUCACAAACUGUUGAGUUAAUGGAAAUUGAUGGGCAUGUCGUUGUAUUUAAAUGGAUACGGGAGAACGACAGUUCUGUAUUGGUUAUUGAUGAAGAUGGUGAUAGCAUUCAGUGGACUGAAGAGAAGCUUUUAAUGCCUUGUGGCUGGAAUGCAAAACCAAAUCUUACUAUUGUAGCUCUUCCUGGAACAAAUCUAAUCAUUCAGAAAUCGCAAUAUUCAGACACUAUCUAUUAUUGCUGCAGGAAAACAAGUGUGCUCCGUGCAAACAAAAUCUCAUAUGAGCAUCAUAGUCGAUUGGAACAGAUUACUUAUCUGGAUGAAAACCUUGCACCUGUCUAUACACGGCGUUGCUGCAUGUUCUGA